Penicillium digitatum Pd1 is the source of this 1698-nucleotide messenger RNA. RefSeq names its product Leucine Rich Repeat domain protein. Lineage: Eukaryota; Fungi; Ascomycota; Eurotiomycetes; Eurotiales; Aspergillaceae. Gene Ontology annotation, molecular function: Hsp90 protein binding. The record is from RefSeq and is a predicted model, not a curated record.
AUGGAGCAAGCCGCUGCUCUUCAACGAGCAGGCCAAAAUGCCUAUAAAGUUGGAAAUCUUCAAGGCGCCAUUGACUCUUUCACCCAGGCUUUGGCUGCAAACAGUGAAGACACUGGCAUUUUGGAUAAUCGCGCCGCCACAUAUUGCAGGCUGAAACUAUACAGCCAGGCCCGUGCUGAUGCUAGAGCUAUGGUCAAGCUUGCACCCAACGACGACCGUGGAUUCCUGCGCUUGGCCAAGGUCUUGUGUCUAGAUGGUAACUUUGACAAGGCCCGCGAUAUCUACGAAUAUGCCCUCCAGAAACUUCCAGCUGAUCACACAGGCCGCAAUGUCCUCGAGCAGUUGCUCAAGAAACUACAAGAUAGGCUAGCAGGAGGAAACCGACGCGAUCCAUUUACGAUCUUGCCACUUGAGAUCGCAGAACUCACGCUUCGUCGCUUUUCCUUCAAGCAGAUUGUGGCAAUCCUACGCGUCUGCAAAGGAUGGAACCAAUUUUUAGGCGGUCUGGCCAGCCUCUGGAUGCAUGUUGACCUCACCGGUGCUAAAUCUCGUGUACCUUGGACAUCCGUCCGAAACUACAUCCAUCGAUCACGAGCGCAGCUGACCAGUGCCACCAUUAUAAAUCUCGUGCCCUCUACUACGCCUAAGGUGCUUGACAUGUUAAGCAGAUGUCCCCAACUAGAGCACCUGGAAUUGAUGGUUCCUCAUGACCAGCCUAAAGAGUUCUAUCUGAAAAUUAAAGACUUUCGACGCCUAAAGAGUUUUGUCUGUGGAGCAGACAUCAGCCUUUCGCAUGCCUGUGUUGGGAGUAUAUUAAGGAGCCUCUCGAAACUCGAGAAAGCUGCUUUUCUCCAUGUUUGGGAUAAUCCUACUAGAGGCCCCCGACCCACGUCGACAUGGCCUCAGCAUCUACCAAAUCUGAAGAGUCUAACUAUUGCAUCUUCACAAGAAAAUGCUCACGGGUUGAGCUUCCCGGAUGUACUCCCGGGGUUGGGAUCGUCUGUGUAUCCCAAUCUAGCAGAGUUGCGGCUGGUCUGGGAUCCUGCACGAUCACAAUCAUACCGAUUUGAUCCGGUGCAAGAGGAGGAACAUCUCCCUCCAAUCCGCAUGCUAGAUCUUCGUGGUGCGGCCGUCCAACAAAAUUUCUAUUCAAUCCUUCCUACUAGCCUUGAAACCCUACGCUUUUUUUCAGGAUCCAUCGAGACUUCCCAUCUUGGUGGAAAUCUGUUCACCCCGGGAGAGAAUGAACUCCCAAACCUGAAGACCCUGAUAUUCAAUGAUACCCCCUGGGUCAACCACUCCACACUCUCUCUAUUCCUGAUCCAUUCCAAAGCUCCCCUUCGAACCCUUCAUGUGAAUCUUUGCCAUAACAUCAACAGUGAAGACUUCAUUAAUCUUCUUAACGAUCCCGAUGGAGCGAACCCAGAAUUGAAAGAAUUAACCGAUGUGGGAGUCGCAUGCAUGGCUGGCAUGGAUGAUUUGGGCGUCGGGAAUCUGUCGGCAGUAUUGCCAAACCUGAAAAUGCUUGACCUGUCGCAGACAAGAAUUACCGGCUGUACCAUUCGCAUGUUUGCGGAUGCCCGGAACGAUGAAACGGUCGUUGAAAAGCUCGAGGGCUUAAUCAUUAAAGGAUGCGACAAUGUGUCUCGUGAUGCCAUUGACUAUGGACGACAACAGGGACUCAAGAUUAUCACUUAG